Xenia sp. Carnegie-2017 is the source of this 1276-nucleotide messenger RNA. Its product is annotated as multiple coagulation factor deficiency protein 2 homolog. The record is from RefSeq and is a predicted model, not a curated record. Gene Ontology annotation, molecular function: calcium ion binding. The transcript has 2 exons. The coding region runs from base 148 to 621 and encodes 157 amino acids. NCBI's taxonomy places the organism in Eukaryota, Metazoa, Cnidaria, Anthozoa, Malacalcyonacea, Xeniidae.
GCUUGGUCACUCAAUGUGUCAGAGACUUGGUUGCGAUGUACAAAUUCCAAAAUGAACUUUGCUUCAACCAGAGAGUAACACGUUGAAAUUGUACAGGGCGCUCUUUAUAGCAACAAUAAGGUAUCAACAAAGUACAAAAGAAGUAAAAUGGCUCUAUCUCGUGGUUUUUUAUUAAUUGUCGUAUUUGUAGCAAGAGUUUUGACCGAUGAUGGACAUCCAUCACACGAACAUGGAAAUCAACACAUUGAACACAGCAGACUUCGUGAUUCAAAACAUGUUCACGAUCAGGAACAUAUAAAAGAACAUUUGAAAGAAGUAACAAAUGUGAAAGAAGAUUCUAUGAGUGACGAGGAUCUACAAUUUCAUUACUUCAAACUACAUGAUUAUGAUAACAACAACAAACUAGACGGCAUUGAACUUAGUAAUGCAAUGACUCAUUUCCAUGAAGAGGACUCCACAAACAAGGAGGCGACUGUCUAUUCCGAUGAACAGUUAGCAAGCAUGGUUGAUCAAAUCCUGGAAGAGGAUGACACUAAUAAGGAUGGAUACAUUGACUACACAGAAUUUGUAGGAGCUCAAAAACAUGGAGAAGAGGAAACAAGUGAACAAAAAGGCAGUUGAUAUGACAAAGACAAAUUCUAUUGGAUAUUAUUAUUUGAAAGUGAUAUUAAUAUGAAGUUUGGAUCAGUAUUCCUGCCUUCGAUCCACUAACAGUAUAAAGAUUCUUUCUUAUGAUGCAAUUCACUCUUGCUCCAUGUGGGUCUGGUAUGAAUUGAUGUAUUUGUGAAUCAUUUACCAAAAUUCAGCGAGAUUUAGUUUCUCCAUGGUUUGUUGCAAGCCUGACAAUGAUGCAUGUUUCACUUAUUAUGUUUCAUUUACACAAUUCUCUGAUGGUAUUAAGGGUUCUUUUGUGAUUAGAAUUCCUUUUUCAUACAACAUUGUCAGUAAAUCAAUCUGAAAUAGAAGAAAGUUGUGUAAAGAUAUAACAAUACUGAUCAUAUACUUAUUCAAAGUUUUCACACUGAGCUCAGUUUGAUUCUAUCAUUACAAAUAGCAUGAUGAUUUGAGCAAACCUUAAAUUCCAUGUCAUCUCCAGGCAAUUCUUUACAUGAAGUAUACUCUGGAAAUUUCUUAAUUAUUUCUUCAAUUACAGGUGAUCCCUAGAAUUGAAUGAGAACAAUUAUACCAUAGUUAUGUUUACAUGAUUGAGUAUUAGCAUCUUAAACAUGUAAAAUUACAAUGUUCCUUUCAUAAUACAUAACUUUGGUAAAUGAAA